AUGAGUCCCAAUACUACUGCCAGCUCCCAGUACCCACUGGUGAAGCUUCCUCAUCCCUUUCUGACCGCAUACCGCGUGCGCACCGUUGCCGAAGCCGAAACGUCACCAGCCAAACUCAGCUUGACUUUUCAUGAUCAGCCCCCAGCCGGCCGAUCCCCCCCUCAGCCUCUACACCUCGACUCUCUUUCGUGGCUUGAAUUAGCACCCCCUUCCCCGAAUACUUGUCCUCCCCCUUCAAACAACACAGCCUGGGCACGAGCCCGUCGCGCACCCAAAACCACGUUCCAAUGGACUGAGACCACACCGACAUUGGGACAGAUCUGGAACGUUGUCCAUACUAUAUACCUUGCCCAUCCAACCCAUGAAUACUUCAGCCUGGCCCUGUCCGGCGCAGGCCAGGAUGUCCUUCGCACUGAGCUCCUCGCGACCGGACUUGGAAUUGAGCAUCCUAAGGCCACACGGCCUGAUGACCGCGCAGUCCAGCCUUCUACCGACCUAUUGAUCCUCCGCAGUUCUUUCUGGCAAGGCGCCGCGUCGCCAAUGGGCCCGCGUCCCAUCUGGGUGGUGGGCGACGGCACCGAUGGCUCUCUGCGAGAGCCUUUAUCGCAAUACCCACCCAUGCCGGAGAACUAUCACUUCACGCAGAAGUUUCCCGAGGAGCCUAUUUAUGCCAGACACCCGAUCCGGCGGCCCAAGCCAGCUCCUGGCUCGAUUGCCUACAGUCGCUAUAUCCCUGAAUUGGAUGAGCACUUCUCUCUGGAAGUUGUAGAUUGGCAGGAUUCAAGCCAUUUGCAGCUCUUUAAUACCUGGCAGAAUGAUCCCCGUGUGGCAAAGGGAUGGAAUGAGACAGGCACACUGGAUGAACACCGCGAGUACCUCCGGAAGUUGCACGUUGAUCCGCAUGUACUUUGCUUGUUUGGGCGCUUCAAUGAGACAAGGUUCUCGUACUACGAGCUCUAUUGGUCUAAGGAGGACCAUUAUGGUGCGCAUUAUGACGCCCAUGACUACGAUCGCGGAAGGCAUUCGUUGGUGGGCGAUGCGUCCUUCCGUGGCGCGAAGCGGGUCAACGCGUGGUAUUCGAGUUGCAUCCACUACUGCUUCCUGGAUGAGCCAAGGACGGUGAACGUGGUGGGUGAGCCACGCGCAACAGGGGCAACGAUUCUGUCGUAUGAGAAUGCGCAGGGUCUGACGAUCGGCAAGUACGUCGACCUGGGCCACAAACGGUCAGUUCAUUCCAUCUGCAGCCGCGAGAAGUGGUUCCAGCUGUGCCCGAUAUUCUGGGAUGGGCGUGAGCGACCGUUGGAAUCGGCCGACCGUGCGGCGUGGAAUGCCAAGCUGUAAACUGCUUGGUCUGCAUCAACGAGAAAUGAAAAUACGUACUGGCCGGACAUGUCCCGGAGACUAGUCCUCCAGUGGAAGCGAGGGCCCCACUGCUGCACUAUCUAACCCUAGAUAGC
Molecule: messenger RNA, 1457 nt
Organism: Aspergillus neoniger CBS 115656
Lineage: Eukaryota; Fungi; Ascomycota; Eurotiomycetes; Eurotiales; Aspergillaceae
Product: GNAT family N-acetyltransferase
Exons: 2
Coding region: 1-1341 (446 amino acids)
Biological process (GO): siderophore biosynthetic process
Source: RefSeq, a predicted model, not a curated record